UGACUUUUAUGCCUGCGUCAGUCAGUUAUUAUUGUCGGUUUUAGUUCUUGCUGAAUUCGUAAUUUUUUCGUUAGAAAUAAAAUGAGUCGUCGUUACAACGGUCCCCCGGAUACGGAAAGUUUGUUUUCUUUGAAAGUCGACAAUCUCACUUUCCGAACAACUGUUGAAUCUCUGAGGAAAGCAUUCGAGAAAUACGGAGAAAUCGGAGAUGUGUACAUACCACGUGACCGCUACACUCAGGAGAGCAGAGGGUUCGGGUUUGUGAGAUUUUACGACGAAAGAGACGCCGAAGAUGCGAUUGACGGUAUGGACGGAAGAAUUAUGGACGGCAGAGAGCUGAGGGUCCAGCUGGCCAAACAUCCGCGACCCCCAAACAGAUAUGGCGGAAGUGGAAGCAGACGUGAUUCAGGCCGACGACAACGCACAAGGUCACUCUCUAGAUCCCGUUCUAGGUCUUAUGAUAGGCGUGGCAGGUAUUCAAACAAUGAGAGCAAAAGGGGAAAAAGAUAUUCAAGGAGUGCAAGUCGUGAAAAGUCAAAGUCAAAGAGCCAUUAAAAGGACAGACAGACAGACGCUAAUCGAUCUAGUGAAGAAAAUGAAGAAUAAAUUCUUUUCUGAACCAUCAAUUGCAGUCCUGAAAAACUUCAACUGUGAUUGAAGGUUUAUAUAUAAUUGUUUGCUUUCUUUAUUUAUAGUUAUACGUAUCUUUCAAACAAUGACUGUUAGAUUAAUCUGAUUAUAUUAUAUCCCUGAUAAUUUUUAAUGUAAGGUAUUUUUUUAUUAAUUUUAAAAGACAAUGUUACAUUAAAUAUAAUGAAAUAAUAAAUAUAUAUGUAGGAGUAGCUGUGGCAGUGUGCUGUUGCGGUUGUAAGUAUUGUAGCAGGUCGCAGUUUGCUGCUGUUGAUUAUUGCAGUUUAUUCACUGUCUGCCCUAAACAGCAGGUUUUAAACUAAAGAGAAAAAUUUCUGUUCCAUGUUUUGUGUUUUAGCUCCUACCUUGCUGUGUAUGUUGAUCAUUGGUUGUUUGGUGAUUUUAGUUAACGUUUGUGUCAAAAUCAUUAUAUUUGCAUCAGUUUAUUCUGUUUGACUAAUCUAACAAACAUUUAUUUUGUCCUGAAUAUUUUAAUUAAAAAUAUGUCAAGCAUUUGUUUUCAUUUAAUUACACAAAAAAAAAAUUAAAUCACUGUUUCAAACAUUUAUGAAUAAAUAGAAAACAAAAGAAAUCA
This is a messenger RNA of Helobdella robusta, 1225 nucleotides long. RefSeq lists its product as hypothetical. The record is from RefSeq and is a predicted model, not a curated record. Gene Ontology annotation, molecular function: RNA binding. The transcript is spliced from 2 exons. The coding region runs from base 82 to 555 and encodes 157 amino acids. Lineage: Eukaryota; Metazoa; Annelida; Clitellata; Rhynchobdellida; Glossiphoniidae.